This is a messenger RNA of Sporothrix schenckii 1099-18, 3765 nucleotides long. RefSeq lists its product as uncharacterized. Lineage: Eukaryota; Fungi; Ascomycota; Sordariomycetes; Ophiostomatales; Ophiostomataceae. The coding region runs from base 1 to 3765 and encodes 1254 amino acids. The transcript has a single exon. The record is from RefSeq and is a predicted model, not a curated record. Gene Ontology annotation, molecular function: metal ion binding; acid phosphatase activity.
AUGAAGUCCUCUGCGCAGUUCUCCGCUCUGGCCGGCGCCGUUCUCCUGGCCGCCACCGGCAGCCAUGCCGCCCCCACGGUCGACACCACCUACCCCUACACGGGCCCCGACGUGCCCGUCGGCGACUGGGUCGACAACACGCCCAGCGGCAACGGCCGCGGCUUCCCGCGCCUGGUGGAGCCGCCCGCUGUGACGCCCGCUUCCAAGAACCCGACCAACAACGUCAACGUCAUCUCGCUGGCGUACGUCCCCGGCGGCAUCAACAUCCACUACCAGACGCCCUUUGGCCUGGGCGAGGCGCCGUCGGUCGCCUGGGGCACGAGCGCGGCCGCGCUGACCAACACGGCCACGGGCGCCUCGCACAGCUACGAGCGCACGCCGCCGUGCUCGCUGGUGGCCGCCGUGACGCAGUGCUCGCAGUUCUUCCACGAGGUGCAGCUGACGGGCCUCAAGCCGGACACGACGUACUACUACCAGAUCCCCGCGGCCAACGGCACGACCGCGUCCGAGGUGCUGCACUUCACGACGGCCCGCGCCGCCGGCGACGCCAAGCCCUUUACCGUGGCCGUGCUCAACGACAUGGGCUACACCAACGCCCAGGGCACCUUCUCGCAGCUGCGCGCCCUGACUGACGACGGCACGCUGGCCUUUGCCUGGCACGGCGGCGACAUCAGCUACGCCGACGACUGGUACUCGGGCAUCCUGCCGUGCGAGGACUCGUGGCCCGUCUGCUACAACGGCUCCGACACGCGCCUCCCCCCCGGCGAGAUCCCCGGCGACGCCUACGCCAAGGCGCCCCUCCCAGACGGCGAGAUCGCCAACCAGGGCGGCCCCCAGGGCGGCGACAUGAGCGUGCUCUACGAGAGCAACUGGGAUCUGUGGCAGCAGUGGCUGCAGGGCGUGGCCGGCAAGGUGCCCUACAUGGUGAUGCCAGGCAACCACGAGGCCGCCUGCGCCGAGUUCGACGGCCCCAACAACGAGCUGACGGCCUAUCUCGUCAACGACAAGGCCAACUCGACCGCCGCCAAGUCGGGGCUCAACUACUUCUCCUGCCCGCCGACGCAGCGCAACUUCACUGCCUACCAGCACCGCUUCCGCAUGCCCGGCGCCGAGUCCGGCGGCGUCGGCAACAUGUGGUACUCGUUCGACUACGGCCUGGCGCACUUUGUGUCGCUCAACGGCGAGACCGACUACGCCAACAGCCCCGAGUGGCCCUUUAUCCGCGACACCAAGGGCGCCGCCGGCGAGCCCGCCGAGAGCGUGACCUUCAUCACGGACUCGGGCCCCUUUGGCUUCAUCGAGAACAACGCCUACCAGACCACCUCGGCCUACGAGCAGUACCAGUGGCUCGUCAACGACCUCAAGAGCGUCGACCGCACCAAGACGCCCUGGGUCUUUGUCAUGUCCCACCGCCCCAUGUACUCGAGCGGCUCCGCGGCCUACCAGAAGAACAUCCGUGCCGCCUUUGAGGCCGUGCUGCUCCAGUACGGCGUCGACGCCUACUUUGCCGGCCACAUCCACUGGUACGAGCGUCUCGUCCCGCUCGCCGCCAACGGCGUCAUCGACACCGACUCCAUCAUCGACAAGAACACCUACUACGCCAACAACGGCAAGUCCAUCACCCACAUCACCAACGGCAUGGCCGGCAACAUCGAGUCCCACUCCACCCUCACGUCCUCCGAGACCGUCGAGAACAUCACCGCCGUCCUCGACACCACCCACUACGGCUUCAGCCGCCUCGACAUCCACAACGCCUCCGUCGUCACCCUCAACUUUGUGCUCGGCAACGGCAACGGCUUCGGCGACUCCCUGACGCUCAUCAAGAAGGAGGCGACGCCGCCGCCGACUUCGUCGUCUGCGUCGUCCUCGGCCCCUGCGUCGUCUGCGUCGUCCGUGUCGUCUGCUUCUUCUGCCUCUGCAUCUGCGUCGACCUCUGUCUCCUCGGCCUCUGCCUCCUCCUCCGAGGACUGCAGCGCAUCGUCCGAGGCGGGCGCCUCGUCGUCGCAGUCGUCGUCGGCUGGCCAGAGUGCGUCGGCCUCGGCCUCGUCCUCUGCGCCUGCGUCUGUGUCGGCCUCGCCCAGCGGCUCUGCAUCGUCUUCUGCCUCCCAGAGCGCGUCUGCCUCCUCGUCCGCCUCGGUCGUCGUGCCCCCCGUCUCGGUCUCGUCCGCGUCGUCUGCCUCCGAGUCUGCUGCGUCCUCGUCGAUUGCCGACUGUGAAUCGUCGUCGAUCUCCGCCUCGGCGUCGGCGUCUGCGUCUGCGUCUGCUGCGUCUUCCUCUGCCUCGGAGUCUGCAUCCUCGUCGAUUGCCGACUGUGAAUCCUCGUCGAUUUCCGCCUCGGCCUCCGCCUCUGGCUCUGCUUCGGCGUCUGCUUCUGCUUCUGCGUCUGCGUCUGCCUCUGAGUCUGGGUCCUCGUCGAUUGCCGACUGUGAAUCCUCGUCCGAGUCCGCCUCGGCCUCUGCGUCUGCUUCCGCCUCCGCCUCCGCCUCUGUCCCUGCGUCGGUCUCGGCGUCUUCGUCCGAGUCCAUCGUCCCCUCUUCCAUUGCCGACUGUGAGUCGACUUCGGUGAGUGGCUCCGCUUCUGCGUCGGCUUCGGUUUCGGCCUCGGCUUCUGCUUCUGCCUCCGCCUCGGCUUCCGUCUCGGCUUCCGCUUCGGCCUCGGAGUCGGGUGUCUCGUCCUCGAUUGCAGACUGUGAGACUUCGAGCGGAUCUGCCUCUACUUCCGCUUCGGCCUCUGCCUCUGCGUCCGUUUCGGCCUCUGCCUCUGCUUCCGCUUCCGCUUCCGCUUCCGCUUCCGCUUCCGCUUCGGCCUCUGUCUCCUCGGAGCCGAUUGUUCCGUCGUCCAUUGCCGACUGUGAAACGUCAUCCACGUCUGGCAGUGUCUCUGCUUCGGCCAGCGGCUCGGUCUCUGCCAGCGGCUCGGCUAUUGCCACUGGCUCGGCUUCAGCCUCAAACUCCGCGUCAGGCUCUGCCUCGCCCUCUGGCUCUGCUUCCGCCUCUACGUCUGGCGGCGCCUCUGCUUCGGCGUCCAAGUCCGCCGCCUCGUCCAACCCGGCUUCCGCCUCUGCUUCGGCGUCCAAGUCCGCCGCUUCGUCCAACCCGGCUUCCGCCUCUGCCUCCGCCUCCAAGUCUGGCGGCGCUGGUGGCGUCGGUGGUGUCACCACCACCACCGAGGUCGUUACCGCCUACACCACCUACUGCCCCGGCGCCACUACCUUCACCCAGGGCUCGCACACCUACACCGUCUCCAGCGCCACCACCCUCACCAUCACUGACUGCCCCUGCACCCUGACCCACACCAUCUCCUCGGCCACGCCCUCCGCUAGCUCUACGGUUGUUGGCGGCGGCUCGGGUGGCAGCGGCAGUGGCUCGGGCAAUGGCAAUGGCAAUGGCAACGGUAACGGUAAUGGUAACGGCAACGGCAACGGCAACGGCAAUGGCAAUGGCAAUGGCAAUGGCAAUGGCAAUGGCAACGGCAACGGCAACGGCAAUGGCAACAGCAACGGCAACGGCAACGGCAACGGCAACGGCUCGGGCUCUGUCGCUGCCGCCGGUACUACCCCCGCCAGCACUACUCCUGCUGGCACUGCCCCUGCCGGCACUACUCCUGCCGGCACUACUCCUGCCGCCGGUAGCCCCACCGGGUCUGCCGCCGCCUCGGCGUCGUCGCCCUCGAGUGUUGUCACGGCCGGCGCUUUCCAGACCCAGGCUUCGACUCUGCUCGCCUCCGUCAGCGCCCUUCUUGUCGCUGUCCGCCUGCUGCUGUAA